This is a messenger RNA of Truncatella angustata, 1598 nucleotides long. RefSeq names its product putative isocitrate dehydrogenase. Gene Ontology annotation, molecular function: magnesium ion binding; NAD binding; isocitrate dehydrogenase (NADP+) activity. The record is from RefSeq and is a predicted model, not a curated record. Bases 127 to 1500 code for a protein of 457 amino acids. The transcript is spliced from 3 exons. Gene Ontology annotation, biological process: isocitrate metabolic process. Lineage: Eukaryota; Fungi; Ascomycota; Sordariomycetes; Amphisphaeriales; Sporocadaceae. Gene Ontology annotation, cellular component: mitochondrion.
CUUCCGAGAUCAAAUACCCGGUUUCUUCCUCGGCUCUCAGACUGCAGUCUUGCAACCCACCGCCGAGUAUACUUUUCUAGCUUCGGUAUAAGAUCCCCCGUCCGUCCUUCCGAUUCUAUAUUCACCAUGAAUACCAUUUGCGCAUCCGCCGCGCGAUCGAUCCGGCCAACCACCUUCUCCAAGACCGCGUACCGUCCCGUGUUCCGUGCAGCCGCUAGACCUGCAGUCCCCGUUGCUUUCUUUCACAUCACCCGACAAAACAUGGCGGCGCAAAAGAUCAAGGUCAAGAACCCUGUGGUGGAGCUUGACGGUGAUGAGAUGACCCGCAUCAUCUGGCAAGAUAUCAAGGACAAGUUCAUUCACCCCUACCUGGACAUCGACCUCAAGUAUUAUGACUUGGGCCUGGAGUAUCGUGAUGAGACCAACGACCAGGUUACCAUUGAUGCUGCCGAGGCUAUCAAGAAAUACUCCGUAGGUGUCAAGUGUGCUACCAUCACUCCUGAUGAGGCGCGUGUCAAGGAAUUCAACCUCAAGCAAAUGUGGCUUUCACCAAACGGUACUAUUCGCAACGCCCUGGGAGGCACUGUCUUCCGCGAACCUAUUGUGAUCCCGCGUAUCCCUCGUCUAGUACAAGGAUGGAAGAAGCCCAUCAUCAUUGGCCGCCAUGCUUUCGGUGACCAAUACCGAGCAAAGGACAAGGUCAUCUCCGGUCCCGGAAAGCUGUCAAUGGUCUUCACUCCCGAGGGCGGCAAGCCUGAGGAGAUUGAGGUCUUCCAAUUCAAGAACGGCGGUGGAGUUGCGCAAACACAAUACAACACGGAUGAGAGUAUCACUGGGUUUGCUCAUGCCAGCUUCAAGCUUGCCCUCCAAAAGGAGCUUCCUCUGUACAUGUCCACCAAGAACACCAUUCUCAAGAAGUACGAUGGUCGCUUCAAGGACAUCUUCCAGGAGAUCUACGAGGCUCAAUACAAGAAGGACUUUGAGGCCAAGAACAUUUGGUACGAGCACCGUUUGAUCGAUGACAUGGUCGCUCAGAUGAUCAAGAGUUCCGGUGGUUAUAUCAUGGCUUUGAAGAACUACGAUGGUGAUGUUCAGUCCGAUAUUGUUGCCCAAGGUUUUGGUUCUCUGGGUCUCAUGACCUCAGUCCUCAUCACACCUGACGGCAAGUCUUUUGAGUCUGAGGCUGCCCACGGCACAGUCACGCGUCACUACCGUGAGCACCAGAAAGGUCGCGAGACCUCUACAAACCCUAUUGCCUCCAUCUUCGCCUGGACCCGUGGUCUGAUCCAGCGUGGAAAGCUGGAUGAGACUCCUGAAUUGGUUGCCUUCGCUGAGUCCCUUGAGCAGGCUUGCAUUGACACCGUCGACAAGGACGGUAUCAUGACCAAGGAUUUGGCCUUGGCUUGCGGGAAGACUGGUCGUGAGGACUACGUCACCACCACCGAGUACUUGAACGCCGUUGAGAGGAGGAUGAAGAACCUUCUCAAGGAGAAGUUAUAAAUACCCCUAAGGUGUGGAGGUUUAUCUUGAAGUCAGUGGUAGAGCAUACAGUAACCACCGAGACUUAUUAAGAUGUAUUGGCCUGAGUAUCGACAUUG